This is a messenger RNA of Cordyceps militaris CM01, 3693 nucleotides long. RefSeq names its product serine/threonine protein kinase (Kcc4), putative. NCBI's taxonomy places the organism in Eukaryota, Fungi, Ascomycota, Sordariomycetes, Hypocreales, Cordycipitaceae. Gene Ontology annotation, molecular function: protein serine/threonine kinase activity; ATP binding. The transcript is spliced from 5 exons. Bases 1 to 3693 code for a protein of 1230 amino acids. The record is from RefSeq and is a predicted model, not a curated record. Gene Ontology annotation, cellular component: cytoplasm. Gene Ontology annotation, biological process: protein phosphorylation; intracellular signal transduction.
AUGAUAAUACGGGCGUCCACUACGCCAUAUCUCGGUCAGUCGAUGGGCUCUCAAGAAUUCCAUUCCAGAGCUGCACCACGCGCGCGACCCUAUGAGCCUCCCUUGAAGGUCUGGCACGCGCAGGACCUGCCCAGCUGCCACCAACCCACAGCCCCAUGUCGCACUCUGUUGACCAUCGCCGCCACUCCCAACUUCUCUUACACGCAUCCAAACGAAAAAGAAAUGGCCGAGGCUGUUGUUUCCGCCGCCCGCUCUCCGUUGGCCGAAGCUGCCUAUCGCAUAAAUUCGCCCAUUGUUCCCACAGAGUUGCCACCAAACAAACAUCGAAAUCAAAGAAAUGAGUAUCAGACCGCAAACGAGGCCGUGGCUCAUCACCACGUGCAGUCUCCCACUGCCCAUUCUGUUGCUCCGGAUGCGCGUGUGUCUGCCCUCAUGAAUGAGCACCAGGCAACCGAGGAGGACAAACGCAUGUCACAGGCCUCGUAUGCAUCUACCUCGAGUAGCCGAAGCAAGAGAAACUAUAAAACUCACAUUGGCCCAUGGCAACUUGGGCGCACUCUGGGCAAGGGUUCCUCUGCUCGUGUGCGCCUAUGUCGUCACAAUCUUACGAACCAGCUGGCUGCUGUCAAGAUCGUCAACCGUCGCAUGGCAUACCUAGUUCAGGAUAGCAGUUUAGCUGCUUUGAGCAAAUGGGACAGCCAUCUUCCGGAGCCUUCGGACGGCCACUCGCGUGUUCCCAUGGCCAUUGAGCGAGAAGUCGCCAUUCUCAAGCUUAUUGAGCACCCAAACAUUAUGAAGCUUUAUGACAUAUGGGAAAAUCGCUCCGAAAUUUACCUCAUCCUCGAAUACAUUGACCAAGGCGACUUAUUCACAUUCAUCAACACCAAAGGCCGUCUCUCGGAGCAAGUGGCUAUAUUCUUUUUCCGACAGAUGAUCAGCGCCAUCUCUUACUGUCACUCAUUCAACGUCUGUCAUCGUGACCUAAAGCCAGAGAAUAUUCUCAUCACGGCCGACCUACAGAUCAAGAUUGCCGACUUUGGAAUGGCUGCACUUCACCAGACGGCUACCCAUCACCUUGCAACCGCCUGUGGUAGCCCCCACUACGCUGCGCCAGAGCUUCUCAAGAACAGGCAGUACCGCGGCGACAAAGCCGAUAUCUGGAGCAUGGGCGUUAUUCUCUAUGCUAUGCUUUCAGCUACACUUCCUUUCGAUGACCCUGACCUGCGAGUCAUGAUGGGAAAAACAAAAAAGGGUGUGUACGAAAUGCCGAAGCAUAUCAGCCCUGAAGCCGAAGAUCUCAUCCGCCGCAUGCUGCAAGUCAACCCCGAGCGUCGUAUCAACUUGCAGGAUAUUUGGAAUCAUCCCCUCGUUCAAAAGUACAGCUACCAAGACGACUUUGGCGACCUCACAAGCCAAAUGCUGGGCAAGGGGUUCAAGUACGAUCCCGUACCUCGCGCCGAUAUUGACCCCCAGCUACUGCGACAGCUUCGGUCUAUGUGGCAUAUGUUCAACGAGCAAGACCUGGCACACAAGUUGACUUGCGAACAGCCAAACGACCAAAAAGCCUUCUACUGGCUGCUUCAUGACUAUCGGGACAAGCAACUUGAAGACUUUAAGCCCGAGCUGGCCCAUUCUAUGAGCGACUACCAUCACAUGAAGCCGUCAAUCUGGAAGAAGCGUGUAUCUACAUGCCAAUUUUCUCAGCCUCGUGCGAAUGGACACGGUCGCUCCAUCUCUCGCUUUACCGUCAUCUCAAAUGCCGCCGAGGGAGACAAUGCCACUGUGGUGAGCUAUGAUCCCUACAGGGCAAGUGGAAAACUGCAACAGAGCGACUCCAAAGUCGGCCACGCAAAAGUCAUUGUCCAUCGUGACAGCGCUUCCUCCCCAGCCGCACAGGCGCGCGCGCGAACGAAAGGCUCCAUGACCUCCCUCAAUAGCCGUCAGGGCACACCGUCGCGCACCGGCCCCAGCCUUCGACACAAGCGUGCAGUCGACUUCAGCCACAUGCGAAAGCGCUCGAAUUCGACUUCAAACGUGCAGAGCUCUGGUCGUCGUCCUGGAACAGCGGGAUCCAGUAUUCAAGAAGAAAUUUCCCCUGUUCAGCGGGUGCGAAGUGUCAUACCUGCCGUACCCAAGGUGCCUACCGUGUACAAGCGUCCACAGUCCGACACUCCCCUGGUAGUAAAGAAUGCGUCGGCACUAUUCCGCGAUGAGCUUCGCAACUUUAGCAACGAUAUUGCUCGCAACUGUGAUGAGGCGUUUAGAAGCUCUAUGAUUGACGAUGAAUCCGUGAUGAGCGAGGGCGACAAGAAGAACCGCGACUCGACCCCAUUUUCUUUCAACGCGGAAAGCCCAUCUGCGGCUACAGAAGCCACCGAAUUCUCGUCUAGGUCCUGGCAGCACCGGCCAUUGCCUCCUCUUCCUGCUGAGGAUGGUGCGUUGAGCGACGCUACUACUGCGGCAGACUCGCGACCGGGUUCUGGAGAGGGUUAUGGAAGUGGCGGUGAGUAUAUUAUUGAUUGUAUUGCGCAACGAGCUGUUGCCGUGUCUAUUCCUCGUCAAGUUGACAGACGGAGUGUCUCCGCACCCGCCUCUAAUCCCAAUGGCAAAAAGACAACAGUGCUUCCAUCUAUCAAUGAGAACUUUGGUACCAACAACAUCGCCAACGAUAAGUCGCGAAUUGUCUCAGCGCCUCAAGCGACCUCGAAGCAAAUGAAUGGAUCGACUGGAGACCUCCAGUACCUGAACAAUACUGAGAAUACCAUUCGUAUGGUGGUGGAUUCUCCUGUUGGUCAGGUUGGCUCCAGAGCGGUUGAGGUGCCUAUUGUCAAGAGAAAGUUGACAAAGGAGGAGUUGGGGCGCAAACUUCAUCUGCACAUUGCAUACAAUGCGGAUCGUGCCGUUGAGUCUGGGCCUCACUCGGGAGGAGAUGAAGUUCAAAACGGUGGUGGCGUGCGCAAGAUGCGAUCCUGGUUCAGACGCGUUUCGAGGACGGAUUCCGAGCACGAGACAAGUCUGGAGAGCCAGAGGUCACCAGCCAUUUCCAACAGCUCGCAGGAACCGCAGUCUGCCACGACUGAUACGUCGUCGAAAAAGCGCGCAUUCAGCUUUCCCUUCUGGAGGAAUAGUCGAACACAAGAACAAGACACUGCCAUGGACGGCGAGCAUGUUGAGAAUGAUCGACCGCUGUCCACGGCUAGCCAGGCACGCAGAAAGAGCUCAGCGGUUGCAACGGUGAAAAGCUCUGAAUCAGGCACGCAGCGCAGCAUUGAGAUAAAGCAAAACUGGUUGACGCGGCUCUUCAGAGUCAAGCCAGCUACCAGCUAUGUUUGCAUGAACCUGUCUCGCCGGAAAGCGCGACAAGAAGUGGCGCUUCUUUUGCGAGAGUGGCGACGCUAUGGUAUCCGCGACAUGCAGGUGGACAAGCAGCGCAACAUUAUCUUUGCACGAGUUGCAGCUAAGAACUAUCUCAACAUCAAAGAAGUUGCAAUUGCUGCCGAGGUGGUGACGGUGAUUGAGCACGGGAAGCGCCAGCCACUAAGCAUUGUCCGAUUUACACAAGAGCGUGGAGCGGCCAGCAGUUUCCAUCGGGUUGUGGACACGAUCCGGAUCGUGUUUGACGACCGAAAUCUAGUUGUGACGGAUCGCAACAAGCAGAAGAUGAUGAUCAGGACUCUGACUUCUGGCAACUAA